AUGAUUCUGGAUAAUGCUCCCAUGCCCAACGCAGAAAUGAUUCCUGCCCAAAUGGUCCAGGAUCCUGAAUUCCCUGAGCUGACGGUUCGGCCGGUUUCACGCCUCGACUGCACUACUCCAUGUCUAAUCGACCCUAGGGGCCUUUAUAUAGAAGACGAUUUCUCACCAUUCACCGUCUUCACUGGCGCCGAUGGCAUUGUAACCUUCCUUCGAAUGCAUAAUCCGGCCACACUACGCGCCUUCCUAGACCUUGUUAACGUCAGUUUUUUUGAGUUCACCUGGUUCAACACAAAGUUCGUGAAGGGCGAGAUGCUCCCUUUCAUCAUAAAGCGAGACAACCAUCGGGUGCAGGCUGGCUAUAAGAGAGGUUAUAAGGGAAGUACGAUGGGCAAGGAAUGGGACAUGGCUAUAUUUUACGACAUGUGGAGUAAUGGUAUUUGGCAGCUCAAGAAUUCAACAGCCGUGGGUUUAGGCCACCCGCUACUUUUAAACGCCAGCGAGACAGCCGAGCUCGGCUUGCAAGGUGACAUUGGUCUUGCUGUGAUGAGGUCUGCUAUUAUCAAUGGACUGUGGAAGCCCCAGGCCGUAACCCCUUAUCGAGCUAAGGUUAUGUAUAUUCGAAAUGGCACCGAUGGAAACAAAGAGUUGUGUUAUGUUUGA
Messenger RNA from Truncatella angustata, 660 nucleotides. RefSeq lists its product as uncharacterized. NCBI's taxonomy places the organism in Eukaryota, Fungi, Ascomycota, Sordariomycetes, Amphisphaeriales, Sporocadaceae. Bases 1 to 660 code for a protein of 219 amino acids. The record is from RefSeq and is a predicted model, not a curated record. The transcript is spliced from 2 exons.